CCACGUGUUCGCCUCCAGAAGCAGCGGGAGCCUCACUGCGGCCAGAGAAGCGCUGCGCCUCUUCACGCCCGCCCGGCAGGCACGAUGCCGCCGCUGCACCCGACGGUGAAGCCCAACCCGCUGCAGAAAGCGAACCUCUGCUCGCGCCUGUUCUUCUGGUGGCUAAACCCCUUGUUUAAAAUUGGUCAUAAACGGAAAUUAGAAACAGAUGACAUGUACCCAGUGCUUCCAGAAGAUCGCUCCCAGCACCUUGGAGAAGAGCUGCAAGGGUACUGGGAUCAAGAAGUGUUGAGAGCCCAGAAAAAUGGGCAGAAGCCUUCUUUAAUGAAAGCAAUCAUAAAGUGCUACGGGAAAUCCUACUUAGUUUUGGGAAUGUUAACAUUUCUAGAG
Molecule: messenger RNA, 390 nt
Organism: Capra hircus (goat)
Lineage: Eukaryota; Metazoa; Chordata; Mammalia; Artiodactyla; Bovidae
Product: multidrug resistance-associated protein 4-like
Exons: 3
Biological process (GO): transmembrane transport
Cellular component (GO): plasma membrane
Molecular function (GO): ATPase-coupled transmembrane transporter activity
Source: RefSeq, a predicted model, not a curated record